Chenopodium quinoa (quinoa) is the source of this 3870-nucleotide messenger RNA. Its product is annotated as F-box/LRR-repeat protein 15-like. Gene Ontology annotation, molecular function: protein binding. The coding region runs from base 368 to 3508 and encodes 1046 amino acids. The record is from RefSeq and is a predicted model, not a curated record. Lineage: Eukaryota; Viridiplantae; Streptophyta; Magnoliopsida; Caryophyllales; Amaranthaceae. The transcript is spliced from 17 exons.
CUGAGAACAUAAACAGGCGAAUAGGCGAUCUUUUCUCUGUGAACAACUGAACAUAAACAAAUUUGUGUCUCUUUUCUCUCAUUUCUUUCCCCCUUUUAACUCCAUCUGAUCUACUCUCUCUCUCUCCUCUCCUUUUCCCCCUUCUUUCUCUCUCUUUCAUUCCUCUCAUUUCUCUGCUUUUGCGCCAAGAUCGAUCUUCGUGCCAUGUAAAUUUUUCAAUUUCACAUCCAAUUCGCUUCCCAAACUUGUCAAUUUCACUCGAUCGAUCCCUCAUUUUCUAGGGUUUUCAAUUUCAAUUUUGCAAUUGGGUGAAAUCGGUUAAUCUAGGGUUUUUCGGGAGGUUGAAUUUUUGUUGUUUAGGGUUUGUAUGAGUCUUUGGUGUUGCCUUCCAUGCUUCGUCGGCGACGAUAGAGAAGAUAUAAUGGAAAGUGCGAGAGACGGUGAGAUUAAAAUUGAAAGUGAAAAAUUGGUUGAAAGUGAGGAAGAAGAACAAGAGGCAAAAGAAGAAGAGAAAGGAGAAGGCAAAGAAGAAGAAGAAGAAGAAGAAGAAGAAGAAGAAGAAUUGUUGUCGAAGGAUUUGGAAUUAGGGUUUUGUUUAGGGUUACCUGGUAGUUGUAGUAGUAGUAGCAAUAAGAAGAGUGAAGAGGGAUUAAAGGGUGGUGGUUCAAAGAGAGAUCUUGGGGGUUUUGUUGUUGAGAGAGAAAAGAGUGAUUUCGAGUCGUUGGAGCUUUCGAUUGGUGGUAGUAGUAGUCGGCCUUUGCCGUCUCUGAAUGAUUCUGCCCCAUCUUUACAAGUUGAUGUAACUGAUUGUGGGGGUGUUUCGUUUACGCUACCACGAAAGGCUGAUAUCUACACCGAGUUGCAGUAUAAGCGCGCCAAACUCGAGUCUUAUUUGCUAGAAACCAGUUGCUCAAGAGAUGCACCUUCAUGUACUGAUAAUAACUUCGUAGAUGCAAUAAGGAGCUACCAAGCCUCUUCAAAUUCUUCUGUUUAUGCAAUGACAUUGAAUAAGAUUCGAGACCUAAUGCCUUCAAUGGAUGAAUAUGUAAAUAUUGUAAGCUAUAAUAAAGAUGGAGACAUUAUUGAGGGCACUAUUGAUACUUCAGAUAUGGACGGUAUGGGGAUCCCGCUGGAUCUUUCAGAUGAUUUGUUGCAUAUGGUAUUUUCUUUCCUAGGCCAUGCACAUCUCUGCAUUGCUGCAAUGGUUUGCAAGCAGUGGCGAGCUGCCAGUGCCCAUGAAGAUUUUUGGCGUUCAUUGGAUUUUGAAAACAGAAACAUAUCUGUAGCACAAUUGGAAGAUAUUUGUCAUCGGUAUCCAAGGGCUACUGAAGUGAAUCUUUGUGGUAAUCCUGAUAUGCACACACUUGUCAUGAGAGCAGUUUCUUUGUUGAGAAAUCUCGAAGCUUUAACUUUGGGUAAAGGACAACUUGGGGAAUCAUUUUUUCAUGCUCUUUCUGAUUGUCCCUUGCUUAAGAAGUUGAUUGUUUGUGAUGCUGCUCUUGGAAAUGGUGUACAAGAAAUAUCCAUCAAUCAUGACAGGUUGCAACAUCUUCAAGUUACAAAAUGCCGUGUACUGCGUGUAUCAGUGAGGUGCCCCCAGCUUAGUACUUUAUCUUUGAAGCGUAGUAACAUGGCUCAUGUGGUGCUUAACUGCCCUCUUUUGAAUAAUCUGGAUAUCGGCUCUUGCCACAAGCUUCCAGAUGCAGCAAUCCGUUCUGCUGUCACGUCAUGCCCCCUUUUAGAGACUCUGGACAUGAAAUGUUGCUCAUGUGUUAGUGAUGAAUCACUUCGUGAAAUAGCUCAAGCUUGUGCAAAUCUUCGUGAACUUAAUGCUUCAUAUUGUCCCAACAUCUCUCUUGAGGCUGUGAAAAUGCCAUUGCUAACUGUUCUGAAGCUUGAGAGUUGUGAGGGGAUAACUUCUGCGUCAAUGACUGCCAUAGCUUUCAGUAACAUGUUGGAGGUGUUGGGGCUUGACUUUUGCCAUUUAUUGACCUCUGUUUCUUUAGAGCUUCCUCACUUGAGUAACCUAAGUCUGGUGCAUUGUCGCAAAUUUGUAGACUUGAAUCUAAGAUGCCUUAUGCUGUCAUCUCUGAAUUUAUCUAAUUGUCCUGCGCUUCACCGUAUUAGUAUCACUUCAACUGCACUGAAAAAAUUAGCAUUGCAUAAACAAGAAAGCUUGAAUUCUCUGUCAUUGCAUUGCCAAUAUCUUGAAGAAGUGGACCUUUCUGACUGUGAGGCUUUGACAAAUUCAGUGUGUGAUGUCUUCAGUGAUGGAGGUGGAUGCCCAAUGCUGAAAUCCUUGGUUCUUGAUAACUGUGAGAGUCUGACAGCUGUUGGACUGCGUAGUAAGUCUCUUGUCAGCCUUUCACUGGCUGGUUGCCGUGCCAUCACAGCUCUAAAUCUCGAAUGUCCGUGUCUUGAGCAAGUUCGCUUAGAUGGGUGUGAUCAUCUUGAAAUAGCAUCAUUUGUUCCGGUUGGUAUGCAAUCUCUUAAUCUGGGCAUUUGUCCAAAACUGAGUGCUCUUCAUAUUGAAGCACCUCAAAUGGUUGGUCUUGAGUUGAAAGGAUGUGGUGUAUUAUCUGAAGCCUCAAUCAAUUGCCCCCUUUUAACAUCCCUUGACGCAUCCUUUUGCAGCCAGCUCAAAGAUGAUUGCUUAUCUGCAACAACUGCUUCUUGUCCUUUAAUUGAAAAAUUGAUUUUGAUGUCUUGUCCCUCUAUUGGCUCUGAUGGGCUAUCUUCUCUAAGUUGGCUUAAAAAUCUAACUUAUCUUGAUUUGUCCUACACUUUCUUGAUGGAUUUGCAACCAGUUUUCAGCUCCUGCUCAUGGCUUACGGUCUUGAAGCUGCAAGCAUGCAAAUAUCUGGAUGAUUCAUCACUGGAGGCUUUGUAUAAAGAGGGCACGCUGCCUGCAUUACGUGAGCUGGACUUGUCGUAUGGGACACUUUGCCAAUCUGCCAUUGAGGAGCUGCUAGCCCACUGCACACAUUUGACCCAUGUGAGUCUAAAUGGCUGCAAAAAUAUGCAUGAUCUAGAUUGGGGAUUCACAAAGCUCUCAAUCUAUCAGGCUGCUGCCCUGCCAUCAGAUCGACAUACAAACAUGCCCGUUGAGCUGCCUCAUCGCUCACUUGAGAAUCUUAAUUGUGUUGGGUGUCCAAAUAUUAAAAGAGUUCAUAUUCCAUCUAUAGCCCAGUGUAUCCAUCUGUCGUCAUUAAACCUUUCCCUUUCGUUGAAUUUAAAGGAGGUUGAUGUUGCUUGUUCCAAUUUAUGCUUCCUUAAUUUGAGUAACUGUUGCUCCCUGGAAAUUUUGAAGCUGGAUUGUCCAAAAUUGACUAGCUUAUUUCUCCAGUCCUGUAAUAUUGACGAAGAUACUGUGGAAUCUGCAAUAUCUGGAUGUAGCAUUUUGGAAACUCUUGAUGUUCGCUUUUGCCCCAAGUUCUCUUCAGCAGCUGCGAACAAAUUUCGGGCUGUAUAUCCUAGCCUGAAACGUGUCUUCUUCGGAAGUAGGUGACUAAUUAUUUAUGUAUUGAUAGUGAGUGCCCUGCAGCAGGGUCUUGUUGUGUGGUGUGCAAUUAAUAUGGCCAAGGCCCCUGUAUCAUUGUGAUUUGGUUUUAUGUAGCUUUUAUUAGCCAGUUAUCGCCUUGUCCUUGAUGGAUAACAGAAUAAAAUUAUUUAUAGGUUUUCAUCAAAACAUAAAAUUGUCAUUAGGGUUGUAUCCGGGGGGAGUAAAUCUUGUAAUGCAACCGGCUUGAGGUAGUUGUGUAUUGUUGUGAAACAGUUUGUCCUGCCUGUCUUUACAAGGCGUAGCUGUGAUAAAAUCAUCUUGUAAUGUCUUAAUGAAAAUAUAAUAAAUAGAAUAAGUAUUUCUUUCUC